AUGCCCGUAAAUGUUGAACAAAUACCAGGACUCAACACUCUUGGUAUCUCCUUAGCUCGUAUUGAUUUUGGUUCGUAUGGCCUCAAUCCACCCCAUACCCACCCUCGUGCCACCGAAAUCCUUGUUGUCUUGGAGGGUACCCUCUAUGUUGGCUUUGUCACUUCCAAUUUGAACCCUGGCAACCGCCUCUUCACCAAAGUCUUACAUGCAGGAGAUGUCUUUGUAUUUCCCCAGGGUCUCAUUCACUUCCAAUUUAACCCGGAAAAAACUAAUGCAAUUGCUUUUGCCGGUUUAAGCAGCCAAAAUCCUGGAGUCAUCACUAUUGCAAACGCAGUCUUUGGCUCGACACCACCCAUUUCUGUUGAUGUCCUUACCAAGGCAUUCCAAGUGGACAAAAACGUUGUUGAGUAUCUUCAGAAACAAUUCUGGUGGGACAACAACAACUAG
Messenger RNA from Ilex paraguariensis (yerba mate), 447 nucleotides. NCBI's taxonomy places the organism in Eukaryota, Viridiplantae, Streptophyta, Magnoliopsida, Aquifoliales, Aquifoliaceae. The record is from the annotation of a GenBank genome assembly.